Molecule: messenger RNA, 483 nt
Organism: Trypanosoma cruzi
Lineage: Eukaryota; Euglenozoa; Kinetoplastea; Trypanosomatida; Trypanosomatidae
Exons: 1
Coding region: 1-483 (160 amino acids)
Source: RefSeq, a predicted model, not a curated record
AUGCUCAUCCCCACGCGCCACGCACUCAGACGACUCGGCGCUUCCCCCUCUUUCAUCACCGCCCGAUCUGUCAGCAGCACCGCGUCUUUGUGUAGACAUGCCCGUUGGAAUGGCUGUGCACGGGUUUGGGCGUCCGCUGCGCUAGGCGACGCCAACAAGAUCAUGUACUGGAGCCGUCGGUCGUUGUUUAAAAAUCAAAAGGGGUUUUCUGUUGGCAGGGAAUCGCAGCUGCACGCGGACGACGUUGCAUUGGCAGAAAGGAACCGGAAGCUCUUUGGAGCUGCCACCGCGCAAGGUGAGGGCUCCGCUGAAACGAGGGCCGAUGACGACGGGAUGCCAACGGCCUUUGAAUUGGAUCGUAUCCUGCCAUCAGCCAAGCAACUGCAGGACGAAAUUCCCUCCGUUGCGGAGGUACGGGACGCGAUGAAGGAGGGCGGGGACGCCGCAAUGUGGAAAAAGACCGAGGAAGAUGAUGAUGAGUGA